Messenger RNA from Notolabrus celidotus (New Zealand spotty), 3977 nucleotides. It is a transcript of the gene tnn, whose product is annotated as tenascin N. NCBI's taxonomy places the organism in Eukaryota, Metazoa, Chordata, Actinopteri, Labriformes, Labridae. Bases 18 to 3380 code for a protein of 1120 amino acids. Gene Ontology annotation, molecular function: protein binding. The record is from RefSeq and is a predicted model, not a curated record. Gene Ontology annotation, cellular component: extracellular region. The transcript is spliced from 19 exons.
AGAAAACCCUAAAGGCCAUGACCACCAGACUCCUGUGGAAGGCCUUGUGCCUGCUGGCUGUACUGUGCACCUUGUCCUCCCAUUGCUUCGCUGACAACCUGCCACAACCCACAGCCCCAGAACAGGGAGUCACCUUCAGUCAUGUCUAUAAAAUUGACCUCCAGGGUGGCUCUAGCUGUAAACUUGAGAGCGUGCCAAGCCAGGACGGGACAGAUCUGCAGACAGCGACAACUAAGAAUGGAGAUAACGACAUCAUCCUCAGACACAACAUCAAGCUACAGGCACCGAAGUGUAACUGUGAUGAAUCAGAAAGCUUCAAGUCUCUCAUGUACAGAGUGAACGGGCUGGAAGAAGAAGUAAACUACCUAAAGACCCAGUGUAGUCAAGGAUGUUGUGGAAGUGGUGGUGCUGCAGGAGUUGACACAAGCUGCAGUGGCCAUGGCACCUACCAACAGGACACCUGCAGCUGCCUCUGUAACCCAGGAUGGGAAGGCCCAGAUUGCUCAGAGUCCUCCUGCCCAGACGAGUGUAAUGACAAUGGUCGAUGUGUGGAUGGGAAAUGCGUGUGCCAUCAGGGCUUCACAGGAGACGACUGCAGUCAGCCGAUGUGUCCAGAUGACUGCAAUGACAAAGGACAAUGUGUGGAUGGAAAGUGUGUGUGUUUCCCACACUUCACCGGUGAGGACUGCAGCAUCCAGAAGUGUCCCAAUGACUGCAUUGGCAACGGCCGGUGUGUGGAUGGCCAGUGCAUCUGUGAUGAAGGCUUUUAUGGGGAAGACUGUUCAUUAGUGCUCGGUCCACAGGGUCUGCAGUUGGUCCAGGCGACUGAUGUGUCACUUUUGGUUGAGUGGGAGUCUGUUCGUGGAGCAGAGUAUUACAUUUUGACGUAUCAUCCCAAGGGUGAUAAGCGCGCCAUGGAGCAGGUCCAGGUCCCCAACACAGAGAACUCUUACCUCAUCACCGGCCUGUCUCCCGGGGUCACCUACAUCGUCCAGGUGUAUGCUGUCAUCAAGGAAAUCCAAAGUGAAGCAGACAAGAUUGAAGCUACCACAGAUGUUACAGUCAUCGAUGAUAUCCACAUUCUUGGCCAGACAGAGGAUUCAAUCCAAGUGGAGUGGAAGAACCCACCAGCAGAGGUGGAUCACUUCAAGCUGACACACAUUGACCCGGCGGGACAGGAGGAGGAGCAGAACGUUCGGAUGAGCCAAGAGGCGCGCACAAAACACACUAUUGUGGGUCUGUUUCCAGGAACAGAGUACCAGAUCUCCGUCCAGGCCAUCAAAGGAAGCACUGAGGGGAAACCUUCCUCUGUCAAUGGAGCCACAGACAUUGACUCCCCUCCCAACCUGGCCACCACUGAAGUAACAGAGGACACUGCAACAGUUUCCUGGAAUCGGGUCCAGGCAGAAAUAGAAGGCUACAUGUUGAGCUACACCUCUGCUGAAGGCUCCAGUGCAGACAUUCCUGUUGGGCGAGACCUCAGCUCAUACAGGCUGGUUGGCCUAAGGCCUGGAGUUCUCUACACGGUCUACAUCUGGGCUUACAAGGGAGACAGAGUGAGCAGGAAGAGUUCAACGGAGGCUGAAACAGAGCUGGAUGCUCCAACAAACGUCAUGGCCCAAGAUGAAACAGAGUCCAGCUUCAGGGUGUCCUGGGAUCGACCCCAGGCCGAAAUUGACGGCUACAUGUUAACCCACAGCUCCACUGAGGGCUCGAGUGAAGAAAUCCCUCUUGGGUCAGACACUUCUUCAUAUGUGCUGACCGGCCUGAGGCCUGGGGUCCUCUACACAGUCGACAUCUGGGCCAUCAAGGGGAGCAAAGCCAGCAGGAAGGUUUCAACACAGGCCGAGACAGAACUUGAUGGUCCUGCUAACCUCUCAGCUCGAGAUGUGACAGAGUCCAGCUUUGUCGUGUCAUGGGAUCCAAUCCAGGCUGCGAUAGACGGUUACAUGCUAACCUACAGCUCCUCUGAGGGCUCUAGUGGGGAGAUCCCUCUGGGGCCUGACAGCACAUCCCACAUGCUUACAAGUUUGAGGCCUGGAGUCCUUUACACAGUCUACAUCUGGGCCAUCAAGGGACCCAAAGCAAGCCAGAAGAUCUCCACACAGGCUGAGACAGAACUGGAUGCUCCUUCUAACCUCUUAGCCCGAGAUGAAACAGAGUCCAGCUUCCUCGUGUCUUGGGAUCCAGUCCAGGCCGACAUUGAUGGCUACAUGCUAACCUACAGCUCCUCUGAGGGAGAUAGUGAGGCGAUUCAAGUCGGGUCUGACAGCACCUCUUACACACUGACUGGCCUGAGGCCUGGGGUCCUCUACGCAGUCUACGUCUGGGCUAUCAAGGGGAGCAAAUCAACCAGGAAGAUUUCCACAGAUGCAGAGACAGAGAUGGAUUCACCCAGGGACCUGAAGGCGACCGAUGUGGAGCUGGACUCUGCCGUUCUAACCUGGAUUCCUCCUCUGGCUGACAUUGAGGGGUACAUCCUCACAUACAGAGACGAGGAGGCCAACACUGAGGCUGUGGAAAAGCGUCUUGGAGCCGGAGAGAGCAGAUUCUCUCUAUCCGGUUUGGGGAUGGGAAAGAGAUACAUUGUGACCCUCAUAGCCUACAGGGGGAACAAGAGGAGCAGAGUGGUGGAGACUGUCUUUAAAACAGUCAGUAUCGGUUACCCCUUCCCCAUGGACUGUGUUCAGAUCAUGAAGAACGGCAAUAAGCAGAGUGGUAUCUACACUGUCUAUAUUAACAAUGAUCGCUCCAAGCCAAUUGAGGUUUACUGCGACAUGGACACUGAUGGAGGAGGCUGGCUUAUGCUCCAGCGACGUACCACUGGCAAGCUGGACUUCAUGAAGCGCUGGAGGCAGUACAUAGCUGGUUUUGGCGAUAUGACAGAUGAGUUCUUCAUCGGUCUGGAUAAGAUAUAUGAGCUCACCAACACUCCCACUCAGUAUGAGCUGAGAUUUGACCUGGGCCUUGGAUCAGAGAGAGCGUUCGCUGUUUAUGACAACUUUAAGAUUGCACCGGUCAAGCAGAAGUUCAAACUCACUAUUGGCACAUACAGAGGAACAGCAGGUGAUGCUAUGACCUACCACCAAGGCCGGCCCUGGAGUACUGUCGACUCGGAUAAUGACAUCGCCCUGGGUAACUGUGCCUUGACCCACCGUGGAGCCUGGUGGUACAAGAACUGUCACCUGGCCAACCUCAACGGAAAGUGGGGAGACAACAGGCACAGCUUGGGAGUGAACUGGGAGCCAUGGAAGGGUCACCUGACAUCCCUUGACUUCACAGAGAUGAAGAUCCGACCUGUGGGAGCUUUGUCCAGCAGGAAAAGACGAUCGCUGAUGGCAAGAGAGAAGAGCAAAACCAAAAACCUCCAAAAAGUAUAGAAGAGCAUCUACAACUGAAGUUGCACAGUCAUAAUCAGUCCCAUUAGCCUGCUAUAUGCCAGAUUUUGGUGUUUCCAUACACAAUUAUGUCACGGUGCUAACUACACAAGAAUCCUCGCUGAUCUCCAUGCCUGUGUGUGUCCCACCUCUUGGACAAAAUGUACACUUGUAUGAGAAAUGCUCACAUGUUCUAGUAACUUAUUUUCUCCUCAGAUACAACAAGAUGAUCAGAAAGCUUUAACGGGAUAAGGGGAAAAGCAGCAAAGUGAAAUCUCAAGCCUUUUGAAGUAGGACAUUCACAAGUUAAGUCUAUCAGCUAUAAUGCAGUUUUAAUUUACAAACUAUUGUUUCGCUGAUCAUGAUAGUAACUAGUUUUGAAUCAGGAAACAACAGAUAAAGUUAAAUUGGGAAGCAGAAUCCAAUUUAUCUUCUUCAACUGCAUUCAUUUUAAUUUCUUUUUAAGCCUCAGGACAGCAGCCGAGGUUAUUUGUAUUAUAUAUUUGUUUAUUUUUUUGUCCUACAAAGACCCUGAGUAGUAACUUUUCUUGUGUAUAGUACUUUUUGUCAUAACAAAAUAAAUGUUAAAAAUAGUUAAAA